AUGACUGAAAACAAUCGCCGCACGUCAGCGGUCGCCUCGCCCAAGAUACCGCCACCGCCGCCGCUGCCUCUACCCAAGCAAAAGUCGCGCUCCUACUUUGAGCGCUUUGUUGCACAGCCCUUGACUACCGCCUACGGCUCCCGUCCACCGAGCGUGCAGCAAGGUCAUGGCCCAGAAGGCGGCCUUCCGAACCCUCUAGUGCCCAAACUUACCGGUCGCCAUCAGUAUGCAGGCAUCAACGGCGGUAUCCGUGAUGUCCAGUGGUCGCCUACCGACGCGGUAGAAUUCGCUUUUGGCACCGACAAUGGCACCAUACAGCGCUGGGACUUUCGUAAUAACAAGGGCCCCAAGCAGAAAAUUACAGCGCACGACCAACGCAUCUGCACCUCUAUUGACUGGCAUCCAGACGGCAAGCACCUGCUCAGUGCCGGCGUCGAUCGAACUGUCAAGGUCUGGGACUUUUCCAUUACUGGACGCCGCCAAAAGGCUGCCUUCGUCUUACACACGCCCUUUCCUGUAUACCAGGCGAGAUGGAGACCACCAUACUGGUCUGACGACUACCACGAAAAGGGCGCCUACCAGUGUACACAGCUGGCCACAUCUUACGAUCGCGAGCAUCCUGCCAUCCAUGUCUGGGACUUUCGUCGACCUUGCCUGCCUUUUCGAGAAAUUAACAGGUUUGCUACCGCGCCUUCCGACAUGCUUUGGCAUUCGCGUGACACACUAUGGACUGUUGGCAAGGAGGGCAUCUUCCAGCAAAACGAUGUCCACCAUGCUCCCAAGACACUCGACCGCCGCAACCUACAGGCGCUUGCAGUAUCACCAAGUGGGGAAGUCAGUGUUGUUGCACAGAGGAGGCCUCGACUGCGCGCCUCUGCCAGUCUGGCCUACACAAACGAUGCAUACCUUGGCGAUCCACGCGAUAGACGGCAUAGUCCAGAGAAAGGUACUCUCAGAAACUCAGCAGAUGACAGCCUGGACGAUAGCUUCCUCACCUCUUCCAUGAAGCGGCACCAUGGGCGCACCGCAAGUAACAGGUCAACCAAGUCAUUCAGCAGCACGCCACCUUCGGACACUGCUCCAAAGGUCAUGUUCCUCAGCGACUCGGUCGUCGCGCACAGUGAGUCAUCCAGGCCGAAUCAGGUUGCCUUACGAGGCAUACUACCCGGCGUGACCAAUACUCAGAUCUUUGCCUAUCUGGCACAGAAGUACAAAACCAUACAGCUUUCCGACCCCCCUGACGUGGAAUCUUUUUUCCGAAUAGAACACGUCUUUCAACAGAAUGCAGAGUAUGCGCAGCGCGCAGCCUUAUACAGGCUAGCGCAGUCAUGGAGAGUCGUCGGUACAUCCAUUGCUGUGGCCACACGCCGCCGAGCAGAGUUACACAGACAACAAACAAGGUUGCGGCCGUCUGACAAGCCGCCCAACGUAUCGUCUGGCCUCGUGGACGCACAUGACAAACGGCUGACAGUGCCGCCAAAUCCUGCAGUGCGAGCCAUUCUCGGUACACUCGACAAGCCAGCUUCUCCGUCUCGAAAGCCAGUGGUGGUGGAGAGCACCUCUAACCUUACGACGCCCCUCGCUCGCCCCGUGCUGACCCAUGGCGGCAACAAUCUGCAGAGGCCAGACCUGCUCGACCUCGACCAAGAAGACAUUGAUCAGCUUCCGCCUUCUAUUACAGGACCACCACCUGAUGCGAACAGAAUGCUUGCAUCAUCGCAGAGAAAUUUCAGUGGACCCCAUUGGUAUCAUACCGGAGAUGGCCUUGAUGAAAGGCGGGCCUUGGUCGGUAGCUAUCGAGCAUCUCCACGGAUUCCACUAAGUCUUGUACCGAGCAAUGAACAAGGAAUGAGUAUCAGUGUACCACGUCCACUAGAGCGACACGACUCUGGAGAGAGCUUUACCAUGUUUUCUGCCUCAUCAGACUCUCAAAAGGGCAACUCGAUGCCAAGCUCAUUUGCGAGCGGCAGUUCGCAGCUUGACCGUGUCAAGGCUUUGUCGGAGGACUGGCAAGCGCUACCGGACAAAUCCAGCUUCGGUAAACCAAGGGUGACGGGGGAUGAAGUGUUAGGCAAAAGCAUCUCCAUAUCUCCUACGACUGUUCUUCUCGGCGCAAGCGGUGUUGGCUCAGGCCUUGAUGAUUCACAAAGCUUGGCCCGAAAUGGUUUAAGCCACGAAGAUGAGCCUGGCAGUGGAGAAAAGGCUAUUCGCGACAUGCAGCAUCUACGAAGAAACAACCAGCUGCUUCGACAUGACAGUUCUGAUUCCGAAGCACUCACGAGCAUCUCAUCAUCUUCGUAUGAUUACCAUGAAAUGGAGGCCAGCGGAACGAUUGUGCCUGAUGUAUUUGAGGAGAUACGAUCGCCACAUAUCCCAAGGCCUAUCACAUCUCUACCAAAUGUCACUGGAGGUGCACCUCCGGUCCUUGACCCAUCUACCAACGAUGCAUUAACGUUGUCUGAUUUCCAGGCUAUGCAUAUUGAUGCCGAAGUGGAGUCGCCAUUUUCUGUUGUUGGGUUGCUGAACAAUCUCCUCACCCAUCACGCUGAAGCCUCGGAUGCACAGUUCUCAUCCAUUCUUCUUCUACUCAUGGCCCCAUUACUGCCGCAAACGCACAGUUCGAUUGACAAUCCGAGUGCCGAUGUGGCAGAAGUCCUCAAUGUCUUCGCUGAUACCUUUGUUUCACUCGGACUAACCCCAACGCAAGCGAAAGCAAUUCUCGCAACACAACUAAGCGAACUUAUAGCCACUGGUGUCAAUCCUUACCAAGCCGAGUCUAUCUUACACACCUAUCAUGCCCAGCUGCACUCUCUGUCUCUGUUCAAUUCUGCGGCUUCCUUACGCCGUUUAGCAUAUCCGACCUACCCUGCUGUAUAUGAGCAAGCCCUGAAAGAGACCCAGGUCGGACUACUGUGCCUAAGCUGCAAGUCACCAAUCAACAACCCGAAGGAUAAAAUGCGCUGCGAGUCAUGCAGGCGUACACAGGCACCAUGCCCGAUAUGUUGGGCUAAAUACUCCGCUUUCGAACCAGUUACCGCCAAGAAGAAGAAGAAGAGGUCGAAAUCUCGUUCAAACUCUAAUGACCUGGGACAUCGGAGGCACCGAUCGUCUCACACAACGUGUCGAGACCUUGAUGCCGAUCACGAAGCUGACGAUCCAUCGCCGAAAGUUCCGGCCAAGUGGUCUCAGCCUACAGCAACACUUUGGACGUGGUGUCCGCUAUGUGGGCACGGUGGACAUACUAAUUGCAUUUCGACAUGGUUUGCCGACCCAACCUUGUCAGAUGGGGCAUGUCCCACUGAAGGCUGUCUUUGCGACUGUGUCCAGGGCAAUCGGCGAGAUGAGAAGAUCCAGGAGAUGCUUCUCAAGAAGGCAGAGAAGGACCGAUCGAAGCUCGUACGCAAAGGUGAUGAUUGGAAGGUAAAGGAGAGUAAGGCCGUCUCUGCAGUACGCAGCGCCGCUCUUGAUACGAUUUCAGAUCAUCAUCCACCCGGCUCCGGGACAACAACCCCGACACGUAAAUCAUAG
Molecule: messenger RNA, 3528 nt
Organism: Pyrenophora tritici-repentis Pt-1C-BFP
Lineage: Eukaryota; Fungi; Ascomycota; Dothideomycetes; Pleosporales; Pleosporaceae
Source: RefSeq, a predicted model, not a curated record